AUGCUCUUUCCUUUUCCAAACUCGGUCUCGUCCCUCUCCCCUUCGACAUGCUUCCCUCUUUUUCGACUCUUGCUCCUGCCCCGUCGCCGCCGUAGUCGUCCUCCUCGUCAUCGUUGUCGUCGUCGUUGUUGCCUCUUCGCACUCUUGCCCCAUCCCGCUGGCUGGUCGGCUGUUCGGCUGUUCGGCUGGUCGGCUGGUUGGUUCGGUGUUGCUUGUGUCUUGGCGGCCCUAUUUGGCUGGGCUCAUGAAGUCGCCGGCUGGGAAUCGAGUCUGCCUCUCUUUUUCGCGCGCAUACACCCACUCACGCACACACAGACACACACACUCACACUCACACAAAUGUGUGUGUGCGCAGAAGGCUGA
This is a messenger RNA of Protopolystoma xenopodis, 363 nucleotides long. The record is from the annotation of a GenBank genome assembly. NCBI's taxonomy places the organism in Eukaryota, Metazoa, Platyhelminthes, Monogenea, Polystomatidea, Polystomatidae.